AUGGAGGCGCUAAGCAGGAUGAUUUCAGCCUUGGUCCUCAACGGGAGGGUGUCAGGGUAUUCAAUCGGACCUAUAGGAGGGGGCUCUAUGAACAUUUCUCAUCUCUUUUUUGUAGAUGACAGUCUUUUUUUCUGUGAGGCAAACCGUAACCAGGUUCAAGUAUUGAAGGCCCUUUUACUUUGUUUUGAAGCAUCUUCUGGGUUGAAAGUGAAUCUGGACAAAUCAAAGAUGGUGCCUGUUAGGAGUGUUCAGAAUCUAAGACAGUUGGCUAAUACCUUGGAGUGCAAGAUGGCCUCACUUCCUAUGACAUACCUUGGCCUUCCGUUGGGAGCAGCCUCAAGAGCGGCCUCCAUUUGGGACAUAGUGAUUGAGAAAGUAGAGCGCUGCUUAGCAGGUUGGAAGAGAAUGAACCUGUCGAAAGGUGAAAGGAUUACUCUGAUAAAGAAUACACUAUCCAACCUACCGACGAUCGCUAAUGCCAAAGACAUUUCAGUGGAGGAAGUGAGGGUAAUAGCAGGGGGACAAAUCCAGUGGAACAUCAAUUUCAGCUGGGCAGCAAAUGAUUGGGAAAUGGACAGUAUAGAAGCUCUUCUUAGUUUGUUGUAUUCCCUUCAAAAUAAAAAUUAG
Carya illinoinensis is the source of this 627-nucleotide messenger RNA. RefSeq lists its product as uncharacterized. NCBI's taxonomy places the organism in Eukaryota, Viridiplantae, Streptophyta, Magnoliopsida, Fagales, Juglandaceae. The coding region runs from base 1 to 627 and encodes 208 amino acids. The record is from RefSeq and is a predicted model, not a curated record. The transcript is spliced from 2 exons.